This is a messenger RNA of Chiroxiphia lanceolata (lance-tailed manakin), 1029 nucleotides long. RefSeq lists its product as uncharacterized. The transcript has 4 exons. Lineage: Eukaryota; Metazoa; Chordata; Aves; Passeriformes; Pipridae. The coding region runs from base 79 to 846 and encodes 255 amino acids. The record is from RefSeq and is a predicted model, not a curated record.
CUUCGUCGUGGUCAUCGGAGAGUCCCCACAGGCACUGGAGAGUCCCCAACCUUCAUCGUGGUCGUUGGAGAGUCUCCAAUGUUCAUCAUGGUCAUUGGAGAGUCCCCAACCUUCAUCCUGAUCAUUGGAGAGUCCCCAGUCUUCAUCGUGGUCACUGGAGAGUCCCCACAGUUAUUGGAGACUCCUCAACCUUCAUCAUGGUCAUUGGAGAGUCCCCACAGUCAUUGGAGAGUCCCCAACCUUCACCAUGGUCAUUGGAGAGUCCCCACAGUCAUUGGAGAGUCCUCAACCUUCAUCAUCAUCAUUGGAGAGUCCCCAACCUUGGUCAUGGUCAAUGGAGAGUCCCCAACCUUCAUCAUCAUCAUCCUCAAGCUCUUGGGCUUCAUCCUCCGCCUUGAAGAGCUUCGAGGAGCCCUUGGCCUUCAUCAGGAGAGUCCUUGGCCUUCAUCAUCCUCCUCAGAGAGCCCUUGGCCUUCAUCAGGAGAGUCCUUGGCCUUCAUCAUCCUCCUCAGAGAGCUCUUGGCCUUCAUCCUUCUUCAUCCUCCUCAGAGAGUCCUUGGCCUUCAUCAGGAGAGUCCUUGGCCUUCAUCCUCCUCCUCAGAGAGCCCUUGGCCUUCAUCAGGAGCCCUUGGCCUUCAUCAUCAUCAUCCUCUCCAUGGAAGAGCCUUUGGCCUUGACCUUCAUCAUCCUGGAAGAGCCUUUGGUCUUGAUCUUCGUCAUCAUCAUGGAAGAGCCCUUGGCCUUCAUCCUCCUCCUGAAGAGCCCUUGACCUUCAUCAUCAUCAUCCUCCUCCUGGAAGAGCCCUUGACCUUCAUCAUCCUCAUGGAAGAGUCUCCUUGGCCUUGACCUUCAUCCUCCUCCUCCUCCUCGGAGCCGCCGCCCUCCGUCCCCUCCCCCGCUGUCACCGAGGCCCCUCCCGCCCCCUCCCCCCACUUUGGGUCCAUUCCCCCCUUUUUUUGGUCCAGUCUUGGUCACUUUGCCCACUUUUUGCUCGUUUUUGGGUCAUUUCCCCAUUUUUCGUUCAUUUCC